CCUGUGUACGCCAGGGACUGUCCCCUUGCAGCAGCCAAAGCCAUCCAAGGCCUGCGGGCAGUUUUUGACGAGACCUACCCCGACCCCGUGCGCGUGGUCUCCAUCGGCGUCCCGGUGGAGGAGCUGCUGGCCGACCCCGCUGGCCCCGCCGGCUCCCUCACCUCCGUCGAGUUCUGCGGGGGGACGCACUUGCAGAACUCCAGCCACGCUGGCCCCUUUGUGAUUGUUUCAGAAGAAGCGAUUGCUAAAGGCAUCCGGAGGAUAGUGGCGGUCACCGGGACUGAAGCUCGGAAGGCCCUCCGGAAAGUCGACAGCCUCAGGAAGCUGCUGUCAGCCCUGGAGGCCAAGGUGAAGGUCCAGACAGCUCCCAACAAGGAUGUGCAGAAGGAGAUCACGGAUCUGAGUGAGACACUGGCCACUGCUGUUAUCCCACAGUGGCAGAAGGAUGAGCUGAGGGAGGCUGUGAAAGCACUGAAGAAAGUUAUGGAUGACCUGGACCGAGCAAGCAAAGCUGAUAUCCAGAAACGGGUGCUGGAGAAGACCAAGCAAGUCAUUGAGAGUCACCCUAACCAGCCAUUGGUCAUCAUGGAGAUGGAAAACGGAGCCUCAGCAAAGGCCCUGAAUGAAUCUUUGAAGCUCUUCAAGACUCACUCCCCCCAGACUGCCGCCAUGCUCUUCGCUGUAGAUCACGAUGCUGGCAGGAUCACUUGCCUGUGUCAGGUGCCCCAGGAGACCGCCAACAAGGGCUUGAAGGCCAGCCAGUGGGUGCAGGAGGUGUCUGCCCUGAUGGACGGCAAAGGUGGCGGCAAGGACAUCUCGGCACAGGCCACGGGCAGGAACGUGGGCUGCUUGCAGGAGGCCCUCAGCCUGGCCACGAACUUUGCCAG
Molecule: messenger RNA, 887 nt
Organism: Merops nubicus (carmine bee-eater)
Lineage: Eukaryota; Metazoa; Chordata; Aves; Coraciiformes; Meropidae
Product: alanine--tRNA ligase, cytoplasmic-like
Exons: 7
Biological process (GO): tRNA modification; alanyl-tRNA aminoacylation
Cellular component (GO): mitochondrion
Molecular function (GO): alanine-tRNA ligase activity; aminoacyl-tRNA deacylase activity; amino acid binding
Source: RefSeq, a predicted model, not a curated record